AUGGGCUUCAAUGCGAAGAGGAUAGAUUUUAUUCAAGCGGUUCUUGCACUUGUAUGUGUGAGCAAAUCAACGUGGGAAAGUAAGGUUAAUGUAUUUAAGAAGUGGGGUUGGUCUGAAGAGGAGGUUUUGAAAGCCUUUCGAAACAAUCCUUGGUGCAUGAUGUUGUCCAAUGAUAAGCUUAACGCGGGUAUGACUUUCUUUAUCAAAGAAAUGGGUUUGAGGCCUUGCCUUAUUGCCAACCAGCCAGUAAUCCUUACACUGAGCUUGAAGAAGAGACUAAUCCCGAGGUUUUCGUUUUUUCAAGCUUUACUCUCAAAAGGUUUGGUGGAGGAGGAGAUUAAGUUGCAUCAACUAUUUGUUGUUCCUGAAAAUAAGCUCCUGCAGAAGUUUGUCGUGCCUCAUGAAAAGGAAGCUCCAGAACUGUUGAAGUUGUACAAGGAAAAAUUAAAUCUUUCAAACAAACCAGAGAUUAAUGAUCAAGCAUGCUGA
This is a messenger RNA of Morus notabilis, 489 nucleotides long. RefSeq lists its product as uncharacterized. Gene Ontology annotation, cellular component: chloroplast. Lineage: Eukaryota; Viridiplantae; Streptophyta; Magnoliopsida; Rosales; Moraceae. The coding region runs from base 1 to 489 and encodes 162 amino acids. The transcript has a single exon. Gene Ontology annotation, biological process: chloroplast organization; regulation of DNA-templated transcription. The record is from RefSeq and is a predicted model, not a curated record. Gene Ontology annotation, molecular function: double-stranded DNA binding.